Diversispora eburnea is the source of this 867-nucleotide messenger RNA. Lineage: Eukaryota; Fungi; Glomeromycota; Glomeromycetes; Diversisporales; Diversisporaceae. The record is from the annotation of a GenBank genome assembly.
AUGCCUACUUUAAGCGAUUUCAAGUCAAAUAUCGUAGAAGACGCGGGCAAGACCGAUUAUUAUGCUCGUAGGAAGCUUGUUGUCCAAGCCAAAAACAAAUAUAAAUCACCGAAGUACCGUUUGGUCGUCCGUUUUACCAAUACGGAUGUAAUUGUUCAAAUUAUUUAUGCUAAGAUAGAAGGCGAUUAUAUCUUGACAGUAGCGUAUGCGCAUGAAUUACCAAAGUAUGGUAUUAAAAUUGGUUUGACCAAUUGGGCUGCAGCAUACACCACUGGCUUACUUGCAGCUCGUAGAGUUCUUACCAAACUUGGCUUGGCAGAUAAGUAUGAAGGUGUUACUGACCCGGAUGGUACAAUUUGUCCUAUUGAAGCACUCGACGAUGCUCCACGUCCCUUUAAAGCCUUUUUGGAUGUUGGUUUAAAACGUACAUCAACCGGUUCCAAGGUCUUUGCUGUGCUGAAAGGUGCUUCUGACGGUGGUAUAUUCAUUCCUCAUAGUGAAAAUAGAUUUCCGGGAUAUGAUACCGAAUCUAAAAAACUUGAUUCAGAAGUUCUCCGUAAAUAUAUUUAUGGAGGUCACGUCGCUGACUAUAUGCGCCUUCUUCAGGAAGAGGAUGAUGAAAAAUAUAAACGUCAAUUUUCUAAAUUUAUUGAAGCUGGUGUUUCUGCUGAUGAUCUAGAGGAUAUUUAUAAAGAAGCACAUGCAAAGAUUCGAGCCGAUCCAAAAUUUACACCUACGCAAAAGAAAGGCGACUACAAAGUUUUCAAGAAGUUUACGAAAUCGAGAUUGAACUUAAAACAGAGAAAGAACAAGGUCAAACAAAAGAUUGAAUCUUUCAAACGUGCACAAGAAAAGGAUGACGAAUAA